This is a messenger RNA of Actinia tenebrosa (Australian red waratah sea anemone), 903 nucleotides long. RefSeq lists its product as uncharacterized. Lineage: Eukaryota; Metazoa; Cnidaria; Anthozoa; Actiniaria; Actiniidae. The record is from RefSeq and is a predicted model, not a curated record.
ACAGYGGUAAUUUGGAACCGUCGAAAAGGGUCKAUUAUGCUUUUGGACUUAUGAAUUCAAACCACAUGUCUGUUAAGAGCUUGAUAUCGUUUUUAUUCACGACUUUCCAUAUGAUAAUUAUAUCGAAAACUGAUUUAAGUUUGUUGUGCUAAGUUAUUGAAAAAUAUAAUGUCAACAUAUAAAAUGCAAAAUCCAUUCAAAAUUUGACGUUUGUAAACAAAUUUUACGUCAAUGGCUAUUCAUAAAUUAUUGUUAUUGUCGUAAUUCUUCGUCAUUGAUUGAGUUAUAAAUGUCUAUACUAAUUGUAUGUAUACAUAUAUUCAAGCUUUCGCAUUCUUGUUCCAAAUCAGUGUCAAAUAUGUUGAUAAGAACAAAAUGGAAAUUAAGACGCCCUUAAAAUAGCUUAAAACAGACUUUUGUCAAAACCGUUGGUCAUUGUGGUGUAAAGGACAGUAGCGUAAGUAUAAGAUUUUGCACAAGAAUUACUGAAAAUUUACGCGUCAAAAGGGAUACAACACGAUGCUACAUAUUUGGACAGUCAAGUCUACAAUGAACGUUUUUACACUUAUCUUUCUUGCCAGAGCGGUUUUCAGCGGAGCAAAUGAGGUGAUAUUCAAGUGUUACAUGUGUAAAGGCGGAGAUCAAUCCAUCGAUAAGUGUGACAUCAACAAGGUGCCUCAGCUGUGUUCCACAGAGAUGAAACGUUGCGCUACCUUCUCUUACGUCAACACAACUGGAUAUCGUACGUAUGGAAAAAGUUGUACUUAUGAAGAUUAUUGUACUGGAAAAUUCUGUAAGAUUAUGGAGUCUGUAGGUAACCGAGAUUGCCGUAUUGAGUGCUGUCUUGGAAACCUCUGUAAUUAUCAGAGAGGAUUUGCUUUGACUACAGCACGCGUGGUAACU